AUGGCAGUCAAUGGCGUCCUGGUUAACGACGUGCCUAUGCAAGGUAGGGGCUUCUAUAGCUCGCAUUCUGAGUUGCAGCAUGCAGCCAUGCUCGAGACACUGCCGCUGCUCCAAACAGCGGCUUCUCAAAUUACCGUCGACCUGAAGCAGAGAGGUCGACUCACAGUGGCGGAAUACGGCUCGGCCCAUGGGAACAAUUCCUUUGAGCCCUUUUCUACCAUUGUACAAGCACUCCGUAUACCCGAAGAUGCACAAAUCACGCUGGUUUUUAGUGAUCGCCCCGAAAACGACUUCAGUAUCCUCGCCUCUAACAUCGCAACGUUCGAGGCCCGUCAGCAGCAGAACAAGCGGCUGUUCACAGCCAUGGUGCCCAAAUCCUUCUACCAGCAGAUUGCGCCAUCAGCCUCCGUGGCCAUUGGCUUCUCGCUGGCCUGUCUACACCACCUGGAGCAUGUCCCGCCCCUGGCAGAGGGAGAGUCCCCUGUCGACACAUCCCGCAUAUCCGUGCUCCGCGAGCAAUCCCGCACAGACCUGUCCCGGUUCCUCGAACAUCGAGCCGCGGAAAUCGCGCCCGGAGGCGCCCUUGUGCUAUCCUUUGUCGCCCAGUCAUCUACCGGGGAAGAAAAUUAUGCCGGGCUGGUGGAUUCCUGCCGGCGAGCGCUAAUCGAAAUGCUCCAGGCCGGGCGGAUCCCCAUGGCUGCUGCUACGUCCUUUGAAGUGCCCACUUAUAACCGCAAACUGCAAGAUCUCGACGACCUGACAAAGGAUGGAGUGCCUGGGAAGUGGGCAGUCAGGGACAUUUCAGAGAAGCGCGUGGUCCAUCCGGCCGGUGCCGAACUGCGGGCGCGGCAUCAGAAGACUGACAGCGAUAGCGAUGGUGGCGAGAAGCAGAAGAAGCGGGACAGGGACAGCGAGUGGUACGCUGAAACGGUGACUGAUUGGCUGAUGGCGGUCGUGUCCGGCUACUUCCUCAAGGCUCUGCGUGUUGGACUAGGUGAGGCUUAUACCGAACAAGAAGGACAUACGCUGCUGGCGGAGUGGACGCAGAGGACCAAGCGAGAGUUUCUGGCACACCAUCGGGAUGAGGAUGUCAACUGUUGGUUUAUCUAUCUCCAUUUGGAGAGGCUCUAG
Molecule: messenger RNA, 1131 nt
Organism: Trichoderma citrinoviride
Lineage: Eukaryota; Fungi; Ascomycota; Sordariomycetes; Hypocreales; Hypocreaceae
Product: S-adenosyl-L-methionine-dependent methyltransferase
Exons: 2
Coding region: 1-1131 (376 amino acids)
Biological process (GO): methylation
Molecular function (GO): S-adenosylmethionine-dependent methyltransferase activity
Source: RefSeq, a predicted model, not a curated record